Messenger RNA from Lolium perenne, 684 nucleotides. The record is from RefSeq and is a predicted model, not a curated record. NCBI's taxonomy places the organism in Eukaryota, Viridiplantae, Streptophyta, Magnoliopsida, Poales, Poaceae.
AUGUCGGAAGCUAGUUCAAAUCGUUUUUUGCAUUUGCACCCUUACAAUUUGAAAACCGAGACGAUCGACUCCCUCCGCAAUCCAUCGAUCGCGAUCAGGAAGAAUUCUAUCGGCGGACUCCCGCGCUCGCGGGCUCACGACGGCUGGCCGGCGGAUUCCCGCGCCUCGCUCCGGCUGGCCGGCGGAUUCCCGCGCCUCGCGCCGGCGGCCCUCACGCGCCCGCGUCCGCAGCUUCGCGCCCCGCCGGCCUUGCGCUGCCCUCUAGCUGGAGGCCCCCCCGCCCCUCGCGAGCUCGCCUUCCGCGCCGGCGGCCUCGAGCUCCUCGCGCCGGCGGCCUCGCGCUCCUCGCACCGGCGGCCUCCUGCCCCUCUCGCGGGCGGCUCCCGCUGCCCUCACGAGCUCGGCUUUCGCCGGCGGCCUCGCGCCCCUCGCUCCGGUGGCCUCGCGCCCAUCGCGCCGGCGGCUCCCGAUGCCCUCAAGAGCUCACCUUCCGCGCCGGCGGCCUUGCGCCCCUCGCGCCGGUGGCCUUGUGCCCCUCACGCCGGUGGCUCCCGCUGCCCUCCCAAGCUCGCCUUCCACGCCUCGCGAGGGUCUCCCGAGCUUGCCUCCACCUUCUCCCAUGCGUCCUCCUCAAGGAGGCCGGCGCCGCCGGGGUUGCUGCUCCUCCGGCCCUGGCGACCGUGA